This is a messenger RNA of Plasmodium cynomolgi strain B, 657 nucleotides long. Its product is annotated as PPPDE peptidase. NCBI's taxonomy places the organism in Eukaryota, Apicomplexa, Aconoidasida, Haemosporida, Plasmodiidae. The transcript is spliced from 7 exons. The record is from RefSeq and is a predicted model, not a curated record. Gene Ontology annotation, biological process: protein deubiquitination. Gene Ontology annotation, molecular function: deubiquitinase activity. Bases 1 to 657 code for a protein of 218 amino acids.
AUGAAGAAAAAAAAUCGCGCCAAGGGAAGAGAAUGCACAAAGAAAGAUGACAAAAAUGACGUGUCUGGGAAUUACGAAACGCAGGGUUCUCAAGAAAUACCCCAGCCCGACGUCAAUUCCAGCAUGGUCUACUUAAAUAUAUAUGACUUGGAUGCCAUUUCCAAGGUUGUCAACACGGUGGCCAGAUCAAUGGGCGCAGGCGUAGAGGUCUACGGGUAUGAAUAUUCAUUCGGUUACAUAGUAGACGGAGAAACGGGGGUGACCAAAACGAGCGCCCGCUACCAUCCCUACCACGUGUAUCGUGAAAGCAUCCCUAUGGUAACUUACUAUUUUGUUUUCCCCCAAUUUAAAACUCCACUAACGAAGGAAGAAGUAGACCUUUUGGUUGAGGUGAUGAAACUGCAGUGGAUCGGAGAUACGUACGACAUAUUGUCAAGGAAUUGCCUCAACUAUGCCGACUAUUUCUGCAAUUUGCUGGAUGUCGGCAGCAUCCCCGAAUGGGUCAUGAGUUUACAAAAGAAAGUAACAUGGGUAAAGUCAAACAUAAAUGUCGCUGCGUCAAAGUUGAAAGAAUUAAACAAAGCUGCUGGAAUACCAACCGUGAUAAAUUUCAUAAAGAAAAAGUACAACGACAAUGGUGACGACUACGAAGGGUAA